UCGAACCCGGACCGCUCCAUCCGGAGUCAAACGCACAAACCAUGAGGCCACCGCGCCUGCCCCCAUAAUAGUAAGGGAACCUUUAUUUGUUAAUACCCAAGUAUUUGCUUCCGAAAACCAGAUAAUACAAAAAAUGUUGGAAAAGGGAAAGACGUACUUAACAUCUUACGAAAAUCAAAUGACCAUGGGCACCCAACCGAUGGUUUCGGUCAAUUAUCUGCAUGUUCAGAAAGUCUUUAAGCCCCUCCGCUUUUUCCUGAAUAGAAUUGUCACUUCGAGUUAUGGUGAUAAGAGAAAUUCAAUUGCUGUUAUUUUCGGAAGAAAAGGUCAGCUAUGAUUCUCAGAAAGGAACUUUGGGUCAAGAAAGCUCAAGUUCUCUUAGCAUUACAGUACUAAACAGAUCAAACUUGUAUAUAGUGCGCCCUUAAAUUAACCCAGAGAGCUUUAAACUGUCCUUCACAUAGUCUAAAACAGCAUUUCAAAGUAUCUGAGAAAAAAAUAAUUCGGUACUUCUAAAAGACCUAAUUAAGGUCUAUUAAAGCUAUUUCAAAUCAAGAUUACAAGGUUUGUGUUUCGCUAUUUUAGGUGAUCAUUACUGGUUCAUGGAUCUUUUCAUUGACAGUCAAUAUCCCGGCGUUCUUGGUUCUGAAAUUUGACCAUAAAAGUUGCUCCUGUGUGUUUCAUUGGCCUGAGAAGUGGAUGGACACUGCUUAUCAGAAGAACUGGAAUGCCUUGACAGUCCUUACCUUUUUAGUGAUGAUUGUGAUUUACUCGCGAGUCGUAUAUACUCUGUGGUUCAAACGUAACCAUGACUACCAACUCAACCACCAACAAAGAGGCGUGAUCAGGGUACGGAAGCGUGUCACCUUGAUGGUGGUAACUCUCAGUGUUAUAUUUGGAAUCUCCUGGGGCACGGAUCAAGUUAUCUACUCCUUCACGUCUGCUGGUCCCGCCUUAGUGGCCAUCGCUAACACGAUGGUCAUGUUUAAUGCUGCUGUUAACCCGUUUGUUUAUGCUCUGUUGAAUCAACAAUUCAGAGCGAAGAUGAAGAAAAUGAUAUGCUGUACCGGCUACUUUACACGCAGGGUUCAUCCUACUGGGGAAUUGAACCUCGCAGCUUUGAACCUACCAGCCUCGACAGCCACCCGACCCACUUCUUUACAGGAUCAGCUGUGAAGCGAUUUCUGGCUGUGAGGAACAAGUCAAAUAACAAUCAUGCGCUUUCAUGAUAACUCCACCCGUUAGAAUAGCUUAGUUUUGAAGUAACCAAUGGUGAAAAAAUUCUUACGACAGCGUUUGAUUUGUUUGAAAAUCAUAGCCGUAUGAGUAGAAACGCGUUGUGGUGUCAAUAGCUUUGCAAUAGGACUCGCAUUGAAGACAAAAUAAUAUCAAAAUAAAG
Messenger RNA from Orbicella faveolata, 1399 nucleotides. Its product is annotated as pyroglutamylated RF-amide peptide receptor-like. The record is from RefSeq and is a predicted model, not a curated record. Gene Ontology annotation, molecular function: G protein-coupled receptor activity; peptide binding. Gene Ontology annotation, biological process: G protein-coupled receptor signaling pathway; cellular response to hormone stimulus. Gene Ontology annotation, cellular component: plasma membrane. NCBI's taxonomy places the organism in Eukaryota, Metazoa, Cnidaria, Anthozoa, Scleractinia, Merulinidae.